This is a messenger RNA of Plasmodium cynomolgi strain B, 1584 nucleotides long. RefSeq lists its product as hypothetical. Gene Ontology annotation, cellular component: mitochondrial small ribosomal subunit. Gene Ontology annotation, molecular function: methyltransferase activity; structural constituent of ribosome. The record is from RefSeq and is a predicted model, not a curated record. The transcript is spliced from 2 exons. The coding region runs from base 1 to 1584 and encodes 527 amino acids. Gene Ontology annotation, biological process: translation. NCBI's taxonomy places the organism in Eukaryota, Apicomplexa, Aconoidasida, Haemosporida, Plasmodiidae.
AUGAGAGGGUUCAAGUUCGACAAACUCGCGGAGAGUCAAAGUCUAAGCGCACAGGAGGUGGACCAUUUGGACCGGGUAAGCAUGGUAUCCUUGAAAACGUUAAAAAUACCUGAACAGGUCAGGCAAAAAUUACACAAUUUGGCAAAACAAUUUGUGAAAAAAAAAGAUUUGGAAAAAUUGGGGAGAUAUGUAAUGCAAAAAUUAACAAGCAGGAACUGUGUAGAGUUGCCUCGAAUUUUGCCCUCAAAAUUGUUGUAUCAGUUACAGGAGGAGGAGGAGGAGGAGGAGGGGGGGGAAGCGUGCGGAGUUGAAAAAAAGAAAAAAAAACAGGGAAGGAACAAAUUAAAUAACCUCCUUGAAAAAAAAUCAUACCAAUGCUUGAAGCAGCAUUUGGGAGAGUACCAGAACAAGCGGAAAGAGAUGGAACAAAUGGCAUUGGCGCACGCGGAGGAUGCGAGACACAUAGGAAGGAGUGUUUCCCCCGCGAGGAUGACGUUCUUCCCCGAGUCUUCCAUCGCGUACACUCUUCACAAUUUUAAUGCCCACUACGGCGUUAUGUACAGAGUUCUGCACGAGAUCAGGACUCGGGUCCCAACAUUUAUGCCAAAAAAAGUUUUGAUUUAUUCGGGCGUCCCCGCUGUUGCCGUGGUGGCGCUGAAUGAGGUGUACCCAGCAGGGGGCAUCAGCCAAAGCAGCCAAAGCAGCCACAGCGGCAGUAGCAACAGGGGUAGCAGCAGCGGCAACCACAUCGUGGCCGUGGAGUCCUCAGACUCGUUCGAAUCAAUUUCGAAAUACCUAACGGAGCGCAUCCCCAACGUGACGUACCAAAUGAACCUCUACAGCAACAUGGAAAAAAAGUACGACCUCGUAAUAACGUCCCACAUGCUACUAACUCUCUAUGAUUACAACGCAAGAAAUCUUUACAUAAAAAAUUUAUGGGAGAGAUUAUCCAUAGGAGGGGUCCUCAUCAUUGUAGAGAGUGGCACCCCCACAGGGUUCCGGAUGAUCCAUUCCUUAAGAGAGCUUUUUAUUACCGAAUUGAAGUAUGAUAGGUUUCAUUUCAUCGCUCCAUGUCCUCACGAAAGUAGUCGAGCCAAAAAUGUUGAUGAGUUAAAAUUUUCAUACCUAGUCAUCCGUAAAUGUGAAGGACCCAGAACAGCAUACAAAUCUGAAGCAGAUGCCAUCACUCCUCACGAGAAGUCCUUUUUCUGGCCAAGGGUCAUCCUUCCUACGAUCAAGUCCGGUAAGCAUGUCCUAAUCGAUGUAUGUUCUAGUCCUCAAAACUUCGAGCGACUUGUGGUAACCAAAAGUUCAUCCCUAAUUCCUAAUUUACGAACAAGAAACGGUACCAUCCUUAAGGGAUAUGGAUAUAAACGUGCGAGGAAGUUACUUUGGGGGGAUCUCUUCCGCUUCACAAAGAGAAUUAGCCGUCCUGAUGCUAGACUCUACACCCCGGAAAGCACCAAGCAGCACCUCUACCGGCUGUACAACCGGCAGAAGCGCCGUCAAAACGUAACGGAUGUCGUCGACCGCCAGUCGCGCGAGCACUUCGAGUCACGCGCGGUGCAGUUUUACGGCUCCUAA